Molecule: messenger RNA, 1656 nt
Organism: Colletotrichum graminicola M1.001
Lineage: Eukaryota; Fungi; Ascomycota; Sordariomycetes; Glomerellales; Glomerellaceae
Exons: 1
Coding region: 1-1656 (551 amino acids)
Source: RefSeq, a predicted model, not a curated record
AUGCCUCCCAGACUCAACGCAGGGCCGGACGGAACCCUCAACCUUCCCCAUCUGCGCCGACUCGAGCAGUUUCAGAACCCUCCUCUGAGCGCCACUACAUGCGAUUCCAACAUCUCGGACUACAUCGGUAGUGGAGCCAGUAGUCCUGCACGCACCCCCGGGCUCGACGAGCGCCUGGCCGAGUUUGAUGCAUUGCGCAACGGCAACGACCACUACUUAGAGCACGACAAAGACGCCGACUACGACUACGACGACGACGACGACGACGACGACGACUACCAAGACAACCACGAUAUGGACAACCGCCCACCCCUCCUCCGAAACGCCCACUCUCGCUCCGGCCAGCCUUUACUCAACCCCAAGGUCCUUGAUGGCGAUGACGACCACCGCGGCAGGAGUUAUUCAACUCGUUCUCGAGGAGCCAGCCCCUUGCUGACCCCGAGCCGACCGACCUUCUCUCGAGGUUCCACCAUGCGAAACCACUCUCCCUCCACCGUCAAGGCCAACGCGAGGAGGAAGUAUAUAUACGCCGCCUUCUUUCUCGUCCUGAGCCUCGUCUCCUUCGUCAUCCAAACCGAGCUGUCUGCAUACAUCCAGCAGGAGCUGCACUGGGACAAGGCAUACUGCAUGCUCUACUUGACCCAUGGCUCCUGGGUCAUACUCUGGCCGAUCCAGCUACUCAUCUUGCGCAUCAACAAGCGCAAGACCUCGUGGCCCUCGUUCUGGCGCCGCCAUCGUGACCUGGUGCACACCACCGCCAUCAUGGUCCAGAAGCAGGACCUCGACCUGUCGCGUCACCCCGCCCACCCUCGCUCCUCGCCGUGGUUCUAUCUCGUCCGCACCACCGCCUUCAUCACCUGCGCCCUGACCGUUGGCGGCCUGAGUUGGUACGUCGCCGUCAACAUGACCACUCCGUCCGAUCUGACAGCCAUCUACAACUGCUCGGCCUUCUUCGCCUACGUCUUUUCCGUUCCCUUGCUCAAGGAGCCCCUGCGCAUGGACAAGUCCCUCGCCGUUCUCGUCGCCAUUGCCGGCGUCCUCGUUGUCGCAUACGGUGACAGUAGCCCUACCGAUGACGAUGCCGCCCACAAGCAAGCUGCCGGCGAGCGGCUGACGGGCAAUCUGGUCAUUGGCGUCGGCUCCGUCCUCUACGGCCUGUACGAAGUCCUCUACAAGCGCUAUGCUUGCCCCCCCGACGGCUGCUCGCCAGGCCGCGGCAUGGUCUUCGCAAACACGUUUGGUUCCUGCAUCGGCGCCUUCACCCUUACCGUGCUUUGGAUCCCGCUGCCCAUCUUGCACUGGACCGGUAUCGAGUUGUUCGCCCUGCCGACUGGCUACACCGCCUUGAUGCUCUUCUUCAGCGUCGUCAUGAACGCCACUUUUGCCGGCAGCUUCCUGGUUCUCAUCAGCUUGACGAGUCCUGUUUUGUCCAGCGUCGCCAGUCUGCUCACCAUCUUCAUCGUCGCCGUCACGGACUGGUUCCGCACCGGCGAGCCCCUCAGCGCUGCGGCUCUCAUCGGCGGUCUCAUGAUCAUGCUCGCCUUCGGCAUGCUGAGCUGGAGCACCUGGCGCGAGAUGACAGAAAUUGAGGCGGCCAAGGCAGUCGACCUCACAGACAGUGGCGAGGAUAGCGAUAGUGAUGAGCGUGUGCGUUGA